UUCUCCCGGAAGUGAGGACUUCCUCACCCCCUCCUCCCCACUCGCGCAUACUCUGGGCCUGAAGGAUGGAGGAUGACUUGGAGCUGGACGAGGAAAUCUGCAAGGGGGUAGUGAAGAUGGGUCGACGAGCUCACCAGGAUUACCUCCCAGAGGAAAACCAUCUUAGUCAGACCAACUCUCCAGGUUUAGAGCGUUCAUCAGUUAAACCUCAACUUCGGCAAAAAGUGUGGUAUGGCUCAGUUGGCGCCAAUGCUUCCAAGUCAAAAAAGAAACCCACAGAACAAGAAGUAGAAGACCACCGCCUGAGGCCGCAGAGCUUAGAGGGAGCAGAUGAUGGAGAAGAUAUUCCAGUGAUCCCUGACUUGGAGGAGGUACAAGAGGAAGACUUUGCCAUGCAAGUGGCAGCCCCACCCAGCAUUCAGGUGAAUAGAGUGCUGACCUACCGUGACCUGGACAAUGACCUCAUGAAGUAUGCUGCUUUCCAAACCCUGGAUGGAGAGAUUGACUUGAAGCUGCUCAGUAAGGUUCUAGCUCCAGAACAGGACGUACGAGAGGAUGAUAUGAGUUGGGACUGGAAUCAUCUGUACACAGAGGUGGCCUCAGAGCUUCUGAGCGAGUGGGACUUGGGGCAGACUGAAAAGGAGGAGACCCUUGCUCCGAAUAAGAACGCUUGAGCUUUGGCUACUGUGCUUUGACAUUCAGGAAGUGCCUCCUUUGCUAACCAGGCACAGCUGUCAACCACACAGGCACAACUGCAGAUUAUGAAUACAUUAUAUUUUGAAUCUAUGUUUUGUACCUAAAGAGUUAUUUUAGCCCCCAUAAUAAAAUGAAACAGCAGCUUUCUCAAAA
This is a messenger RNA of Rhineura floridana, 849 nucleotides long. It is a transcript of the gene IFT43, whose product is annotated as intraflagellar transport 43. Lineage: Eukaryota; Metazoa; Chordata; Lepidosauria; Squamata; Rhineuridae. The transcript has 9 exons. Bases 66 to 674 code for a protein of 202 amino acids. Gene Ontology annotation, cellular component: cilium; intraciliary transport particle A. Gene Ontology annotation, biological process: intraciliary retrograde transport. The record is from RefSeq and is a predicted model, not a curated record.